CCUUCACGCGAGAAGCAGAGAGUGGACGCCGCGGGGUCGGACUAGUGACUGCAGCGCGCCCCUCAGGGACUUGGUUUGGGGGGAAUGAAAGACUGUUACGGAAGCCGCCCAGGGACAAAAUCACCCACUUCCCUGCCCUUCGCUUUUUUCAUUGAUUCUUUCUUUCACCACCUAUGUAUGUACUGAGGGCCUGCUGCAUGUCCGGCCCCAUCCUAGGCAGUGAGGCGGAAGGUGUUUAACAAAACGGGCCCCAGCUCUCAUGCAGGUUAAAUUUCAUUGGGGGAGGAGGCUAGACAGUAAAAGCAAAUAGGUGAAUCAUUUCGCUCCAUGUUGAGGUAAUAUUAAAAUAAUAAAAGAGAGUGAUACGAUAGGAGAGCGGGGCUGCUUUAACCAGAGUGGUUAUGAAGGGUGCCCGUUGGGUAGCUGGGAAGAGUGAGAAAGAAGCGGGGAAGCACAGGUGAGAAGAUCCAGGCAGGGAAAGUGCUGGAGACUGGGUUUUGUCCUGAGAGGGUUGGGAAGCCACUGCAGAAUUUUGAAGAGGUGAGUGAGGUGGUCUCUGUGCUUUCAAGUCUCCCUUUGGCUGCCUUGUGGCGAACAGAGGCACAGGGUGUGGCAGGAGGAGGCAGGUGAGACCACCUGAACCAGGGUGGAUGUGGCAGGUGGAGGAAGAUGAAUCAUUCAGGGUCCCUGGUUUGUCAGGACUCAGUGUUCUUGAUAAGCAGAACCAUGGCUUAGAGAGGAAAGCAGGCUGUCGGUUGGGAACCUUGGUAACUCCCUUCCCCCCAGCACGCCUCAGACAUGGUAUGGGGCUGGUAAUGCUGUUUCUCUCCUCUCCUCUUCCCCAGGUGCCUCCCAGAUGACCAUUCCCAGGCACCAUCUUUCUCAUGAGCUCCAGAUCUGUACUUUCAUCCCUGCCCCCACUCCCCCCACCCCCACCCUGCCCCAGGCCUGAGCUGAGCCUAGGGGGACCCUGAAGGACUGUCCUAAAGUGGUGGUUCCAGAGCCAGAUGCUGACCUCCCCCGCUCAGGAAUCUCAGGGCUGAGCAGAGGGAGAUUCUGGGGGCGGGCCGUGGCUGGAGUGGGGGUGGGGGGGUAGGGAGCAGGGAGCACACAGGCUCUGUCUGAGUAGCCAGGGAAGGCUUCCAUGACGAGGCGGCCUGGAAGGGCUGGUGGAAGCUCUGCAGAGGACCCAGCUGGAGCGACAGUGUUAAUGAGACAGGCUAGGGUCCUGGCCAGGCCUCUUGCCUCUCUGAGCUUCAGAUUCCUCAUCCUUAAAGAAGGCACAAUGACAUUCCCCUUUAAGACUGUGCUUCUGUGACCAAAUGGCCACUCAUCAUUGGCCCACUUGGGUCUAGUAGUGGAAGAAAUGUCUGGUGGUAGAGCCAGAAGCAGAGUGCCUCUAGCAGCACCCAGCCGCUCACAGCUACCACCACCAUCCCGGGCUCCCAACUGAGAAACUCUUUAUCUUGAAACAGAAAAUACUUAUUCUUUUCCUCCACCUUUGAUUUGGAAAUCCUUAGCAACCCCUAAACGGGAUCCCUGUUCUGGGGAAUAAAGAGGGGGAUAUCUAUAAGAGAGUAAGGUGAGGUGUUUGAUGCCCUUACAUCCCCUACCCCCCAAUAAACUGGCCAGAUGACCUCUUAAGCAACGAAGGAGAAGAACCACUAGGUGAUGUUAUUGAGCUCUGUGCCAAAUCCUGUUCUGAGUGCUUCGUGGGAAUUGAUGGGUCGAAUUUUCACUGCAGCUCUGUGAGGUAGAUUCUGUUUGUCCCUGUGUCACACAGGAGAAUUGACCAACAGUGAGGUUACAUGGAGGGCUGAGGAUGUGAGCCCCUCUGGCUGGCCCUGGAGCCUAUCCCCCCCCCAUCACACCCCCCCCCCCCCCCCCCCCCGCCUAGCAUCUGCACAAACGCAGAUGGAAUAGUCACAUCCUGUGCUGCCUCCACAGAGGGAAGUGAGGGCUUGAGUGGCUUGUUUCCCCCACAGCCCAAAUUUGCACAUUCCUAUGCCACUGUCCUAGUGCCCUCUGUGCUCUUUCUGUGCUUUCUGUGAUGCAUGAUUCUGGAAUGGACCCGGGACCAGGAAAAAACAAAAUUGUUUUAGAAGACAGUAUUACAACAAUCAAGAAAGUCCAUCGUGUACCAUAUAUUAGAACAUAGCAUUGUAUCAGUGUUAAGUUUCUUGUGUUAAAUUUUAGUUUUGCUGUGAAUGUAUAAGAGAGUGUCCUUUUCUUGAGAGAGUCAUGCUGACAUCUGUAGGAGGAAGGGGGCCCAUGACUGGAACAUAUUCUCAAACAAUGUUCAUGUCACACGCUCGUAGGCACACACUCAUAUAGAGAGGUUAACGUGGCAAAAUGUUAACAGUUAGUGAAGCCAGGAGAUCCUUCUGCUUAUACAGUGCUCCUUGUACUAUUCUGACAACUUUAAGUUUGAAAAGUGAUGUUUUGUUUUGUUUUUAAUUUUUAUUCACCACGCAGCAUGACCCCAGUAGUUUUUAGAAGGUUCUUUGCUUUCUGGUCUCAUUUGAUGCUCCUGGCUCCUCUGGCCCAUUUCCUGCCCACACCUGAAACCAACUCUUACUCUGACAGCCCUGGCUUCAUUGGUGGGAAGUGGUAUUUAGAGAUGUUAGUUGGUGUUCAGGGUGUUCAUUGCUGCCGUGGUAUUGUUUCCUCCAGACAUUUUCAGUUCAUAUUAAUAGAAAAUUGGUUCUUUAUUUGCUCAGAGAAAAUGCAUCAUGAAUUCAUAUCAUAUUUCCAGUUCAAAUUUAGGCAUUCUGAGUUUUUACUUCUUUAAUUUUAUGUUAGAAUCUUUUUUCUUUUAUGCUCAUUCCUAAUGAUAUAACCAUUAUUACUUAUUUCCUACAGCUAUAAUUGUUUCCGAAUAAUAUUACUAAUGUGAUUUCCAGUAAUGUGAUUACUGAAAACUGUUGAAGAUUUUCUUUUGCAGUUCUAUUCUUAGGGUAGAUCGCAGUAAGAAUAUAUAAUCAUAUUACUGUGUUUUACUUUUUUUUAAUUAAUUACUUUUUAUUAACUUAUUUAUUUUUUGGCUGCAUUGGGUCUUCGUUGCGGCGCGUGGGCUUCCUCUAGUUGUGGAGAGCUGGGGCUACUCUUCCUUGAGGUGCGCAUGCUUCUCAUUGCAGUGGCUUCUCUUGUUGCGGAGCACAGCCUCUAGGCACUUGGGCUUCAGUAGUUUUGGCGCAUGGGCUCAGUAGUUGUGGCUCACAGGCUAUAGAGCACAGGCUCAGUGGUUGAUAUCACCGUGUUUUAAAAUUGCAUGAAAUGAUCUGAUCCACGUAGAUAUACUGUUAGGUUCUUGGCUUUCAUUUUGCUCUUGAUUUUUAGGGAUUGCUUUUAUUUUUAUUUUGGUUAUUUUAAGUGCAUUUCUUUUCCUAAUCACACAAAGCAUUUACUUGAGUUCCAAAAUCAAACCUGUAAAACAAGGUACAUUAAGAGACAAUAAUCCAGCUUCUAUUCCUGCUCUCACAAUCCUUUUCUCUACUUCCCCUUGCAGAUAUUCUGUGGAUGUUGGGAUAUCACCCUUUCCUGUGACUCAGGUUGUAAGCAUUUUUCCAGGGCGGUUAUAGGCUCUGUUCCCUUGGUAGAUGCUCUCUAAAUGGUGGCCAGGUUCUCAGUUGACCUCUGACCCUCGAUGAAGCUUACUUCUCACCUUCUCAGCUUGGGAGCAACUAUUGGGUGCCCUUGGCCCCACUCGGAGGAGAUGAAGAUGGCCUCCAAGCGCAUCACCCAGGAGACCUUUGAUGCGGCCGUUCGGGAGAACAUCGAGGAGUUUGAGAUGGGGCCAGAGGAGGCAGUGAAAGAGGCCGUGGAGCAGUUUGAAUCACAAGGGGUUGAUCUGAGCAACAUUGUAAAGAUGACGCCGAAAGUCUCUGCAGAUGGACCCCAGGAGCCCACACAUGACAUCCUGCAGGCCCUGGAUGACCUGCAGGAGUCUGUGGCCCGCUCUCACCCCCAGGAGGCAUCAGCACACCUCGCCCGCUUUUGUGAGCAGUGCCAGCAGCAAAAGGCCUGCCGCUUCCUGGCAGCUGAGAAGGGGGCCUACCCCAUCCUCCUCGCCACCUGGAAGUUGGCCGCAGCAGGUGACCAGGGCUUCCUGCUCCAGACCCUCAAUGCCCUGUCAGCCCUGACUGAUGGCCAGCCCGACCUCCUGGACUCCCAAGGCCUGCAGCUGCUGGUGGCCACAUUGGCCCGGAAUGCCGACUCAGCUCACGUGGUCUGCUCUGGGAUCCGCUGCGUGCGCCACGCCUGCCUGAAGCAUGAGCAGAACCGGCAGAGCCUGGUGAAGGCCGGCGUGCUACCCCUACUGACUGGCGCCAUUGCCCGGCACAGCCGCUGUGCUGACGUGGUCAGGGAGGCCUGCUGGGCCUUACGCGUCAUGACCUUUGACGAUGACAUCCGUGUGCCCUUCGGCCAUGCUCAUGACCAUGCCAAGAUGAUCGUGCAGGAGAAUGGAGGCUUGAAGGUGCUCAUUGAGGCCGCCAAAGCAUUCCCCGACAACCCCAGCAUCCUGAGUGAGCUCUGUAGCACCCUGUCCCGCCUGGCCGUCCGCAACGAGUUCUGCCAGGAGGUCGUCGACCUUGGGGGCCUCAGCGUCCUGAUGGCCCUGCUGGCCAACUGCAACGACCACCAGGACCUUGUGAAGCAAGUGCUGAGCACCCUGCGGGCCAUCGCAGGCAACGAUGAUGUGAAGGAUGCCAUUGUCCGCGCUGGCGGGACAGAGUCCAUUGUGGCCGCCAUGACCCAACACCUGGCCAGUCCCCAGGUGUGUGAGCAGAGCUGCGCGGCCCUGUGCGUCCUGGCCCUGCGCAAGCCAGAGAACAGCCGGGUCAUCGUGGAGGGCGGCGGGGCCCUGGCCGCACUGCAGGCCAUGAAGGCGCACCCGCAGGAGGCUGGCGUGCAGAAACAGGCCUGCAUGCUGAUCCGAAACCUGGUGGCCCGCAGCCAAGCCUUCUCACAGCCCAUCCUGGACCUGGGGGCUGAGGCCCUCAUCGUGCAGGCCCGUGCCAUCCACCGCGACUGUGAGGACGUGGCCAAGGCCGCUCUGCGGGACCUGGGCUGCCACGUUGAGCUCCGAGAGCUGUGGACUGGCCAGAAGGGCAACCUGGCACCGUGACCUCAGGCUCAGUGUGAGCUGUGACUCUGGGUGAGUCAUGUGACUCAGGAACAACUGGGGAUUGGGGGCAGGAAUCCAUGUCCUGCUCUUCUGCCCCCAGAUUCCUCCCCCAUCAACGGGACGCAUUCUCUGAUAGGUACCAGGUAUAGGCCAAGGGGUGGGAAGGGAGCACUAGUGAGGCGCCUACGCAGCAGAAGGCGGCCCCUGGGUCCCGGCCUCCGCGCACGCUGUUCUGCUCACCGUCUGACAACACCGGCUUCAUCCAUCGUGUGCCACCCCACCCCACCCCACCCCACCGCCCUUUCCAAGUAGAAGCACCCCCUUAGCAUUACUCCGGGCCAAAGGUCAGUCUGAAACCCGGAGACCAUACUGGCCAGUCUCAAAGCAGGGCAGGGAUCCCGCUUCUGUUCCUACAAGUCUGCUCUCAUCCCAGUAGCUGUAAAAUGGGUCACAGGUGCCUUGCUGUGCUGAACAGAGGGCAGGGACCAAGGCUAGUGUGUCUGCAGGUGUCCCAGGCCAGCCAGUGGUGCCUGGUAAUAAAAGACUGUUGUUGAAC
This is a messenger RNA of Hippopotamus amphibius kiboko, 5684 nucleotides long. It is a transcript of the gene ARMC6, whose product is annotated as armadillo repeat containing 6. The coding region runs from base 3647 to 5128 and encodes 493 amino acids. NCBI's taxonomy places the organism in Eukaryota, Metazoa, Chordata, Mammalia, Artiodactyla, Hippopotamidae. Gene Ontology annotation, molecular function: protein binding. Gene Ontology annotation, biological process: hematopoietic progenitor cell differentiation. The record is from RefSeq and is a predicted model, not a curated record. The transcript has 8 exons.